Messenger RNA from Punica granatum (pomegranate), 1928 nucleotides. Lineage: Eukaryota; Viridiplantae; Streptophyta; Magnoliopsida; Myrtales; Lythraceae. The record is from RefSeq and is a predicted model, not a curated record.
UUGCGAAAUCAGAACCAGAAUACCCUAUGAUUUCCAGCUGAUCUGAUCUCUUGUAAGUGAGCAUUAAAUGUUUUGUUCUUUGUAGAUACUGCAAAACUCGUUUGUCUGCUUUCCAAUGAUCCAUACCUGAAUUACUCAAGUACCUUCCCAAUAUCCCAACUAUAUAUGUAAUGUCUGAACACAUACCCACCUGCAUAUACAUUAGACUCCCCGCUACAAAUGUAUAGGGAAUCCUCUACAUGUCCUCCUUUUCAAACUCAUUCUUGGGGUCUCAUUGGAGGGGAUAUAGCUUUUAUGGAGUGUUGGGGUUUGAAUAUGUUCAGUAAGUAGGGAGGGGGGAGGAGAGAAAGAAAAGAUGCUCUUUUGCUUUUCUAUGCUUUGAGACUUCAUAUAAACUCAUCACGUAACGGACAGACUUUUCCAGCAAUACAAGUCCCCCCUUCUUCUCUCCCUCUCCCUCCCCCAUGUGACCUCCACAUUCUCUCUCUCUCUCUCUCUCUCUCUCUCUCUCUAAAACAGAGCACAGUAAUGCCAGUGAAGCAAAUCUGAGUUAUCCCAGCAGACGCCCUUUGCUGAGUGGAGUGAGACCAGGAGAUCAGAUUUCGGAACAGUCGGUUGUUUCUCUGGGGGCAUUCAGGGUAAAGAGCAAAGGCCCUCUCUUUUCCUUAGUGAAUGUGAAGUUCUUGUCCUGUUUUUCUGAUGCUCGCAAAGGCCAUAGUGGAGAGGACGAGAUUGGCCAAAUCCUCCGCCGCCAAGAUGAAGGACUUCCCUUCUUGUUUUGGUGAGAGCGGAGUUCAGGUCGCCGACUCUUCUUCUUCCUCAUCCCCAUCAUCGAUUUCCCCGAAACAUGCCCAGAAUUUCGUCACCUCCGUCUACAAAUGUAAGUUGAGCUCUCACUCUUGCUUGAUCACUGUCACGUGGACGAAGGGCCUAAUGGGUCAAGGCCUCAGUGUUGCGAUCGAUGAUUCGACCCACCAGUCCCUCUGUAAGGUCGACAUCAAGCCAUGGCUGUUCUCCAAGAGGAAAGGGCACAGGAGUACCGAGGUUGUCGUGCAUUCCGGUCCCAGGACGGUCGAUGUGUACUGGGAUCUCUGUAACGCGAGGUUCGGGCCGGGCCCGGAGCCGGCGGAAGGGUUCUACCUCGCCAUCGCCUUCGACCGGGAGCUGGUCUUGCUCCUCGGGGACAUGAAGAAGGAGGCGUGCAGGAAGAUCGACGCGGAGCCUGCCGCCCCUUCUUUCAGUGCCGUCCUCGUCGGCAAGAGGGAGAACAUAUUCGGGAAGAAGUCGUAUGGGACCAGGGCACAGUUCCGAGACAAGGGCCGGGCCCACGACGUGGCGAUCGAGUGCGACACGGGCGGGCUCAGCGAUCCGUCCCUCGUGGUCCGUGUGGACGACAAGGUCGUUAUGCAAGUGAGACGGUUGAGGUGGAAGUUCCGGGGCAAUGGCACGAUCCACGUGGAUGGGAUGCCGGUCGAGGUUUACUGGGAUGUGCACAACUGGCUCUUUGGUAACUCUGCGGGGAAUGCGGUGUUUAUGUUCCACAGCAGCCUGUUGGGCGAGAAGUCGUGGACCGAGCAAUCGAUAUUUGAUCGGUCUAUGAUGGAUUGCUCGAAUUCAUACAGAGAACUCAAGGAGUCCAAGGUACCGGGCGUCGAUUUCUCAGUUAUAUUCUACGCGUGGAGGAGCGAAUAGUGCAGUUGGGAUAGUGCGCUUCUUUUUUCCUACUUCGGGUUUUCGUUCCGGGUUGUGAAAACGAACGCAAUUAAUACUUGUAGAAAUCGAGCUUUUUUUCAUAGAUGUGAGAUUGAAGAUAGGGUAAAUAUAUGUUCCUUCCAGUGAAUCGAAGAUCAAUGCUAUUGCUGGUUGAAAUGGUGUUUCAUAUAUUUAGUUUUGUUCCGGGUUUGGUAUCCUAAGUUAUCGUUGGAGGA